Molecule: messenger RNA, 935 nt
Organism: Pseudopodoces humilis (Tibetan ground-tit)
Lineage: Eukaryota; Metazoa; Chordata; Aves; Passeriformes; Paridae
Gene: SPIC
Product: Spi-C transcription factor
Biological process (GO): regulation of transcription by RNA polymerase II; cell differentiation
Cellular component (GO): nucleus
Molecular function (GO): sequence-specific DNA binding; DNA-binding transcription factor activity, RNA polymerase II-specific
Source: RefSeq, a predicted model, not a curated record
GCUGUGGGAAGUCAGUCUUUCUUUCAUUUCCAAAACCAGACAGAUUCUUGUCUUGUGUGUGGAACUGAACUUCUAGGAUUCAAGUCUUGAUAUCUAAAUAAUGAACUUUCCUGACCACGAUGUGCUGGGCCAGGCUUUUGAAGAUGCUCUAGAAGUGCUGCAGCAGCACUCUGACAGAGAAAUGCAGUGUCCACCAGGUUAUAAAAACUGCCUGACUGUGAUCAACCAUCACCACCACCUCCGAGCAAGUCCCAGCUACUGUGCAGCACCAUCUGUGGAGGAGCAAGGGUAUAACUGGAGAAAUGUGAUUAACAGUGCCACGGAUUUUUAUGCAGAUGAGACUGUCUACCAUACACUGCAGAACACUCCAGAAAGUCAAGUGAUGCAUACUGCUGCUAGCCAGCCAAAAGCAGGGAAAGGUAGAAAAAAGCUUCGACUAUUUGAAUACCUCCAUGAGUCUCUCUAUGAUCCAGCUAUGGCAAACUGCAUCCAAUGGGUGGAUAAGCCAAAUGGUGUCUUCCAGUUUGUCUCCAAAAACAAGGAGAAACUUGCAGAACUGUGGGGAGAGAGAAAGGGAAACCGCAAGAUCAUGACUUACCAGAAAAUGGCCAGAGCACUGAGGAAUUAUGGAAGAACAGGUGAAAUCAUUAAGAUCCGUAGGAAGCUGACAUACCAGUUCAGUGCUGUUGUUUUAAAGAGACUUGCUCCAUCUUAUUUCUUGGGAAAAGAAACAAUUUAUCACCCCUACAUUCAGUCUAAUCAAGAAUAUCAGUGUGCAGAUGACUGGACCAGUUACAAUAGUUACAUGUACAACAAUGGUUAUGCCUUACAGCAUGCUAGCAGCUAGACUUACCUGUCAUAUAAACUGGCCUUUGUUAUCCAGCAAUACUUUCCAGCACAGAAACUCGUCUCUCUACACAGCUUUUCCUUUAAGA